CCUGUAUGGUAAAAUAUAGGGAAUAGUGCCUGAAGCUGCAAUGACGAAUAGUCUCCAGUGUGAGGCAGCAAUGCACUAAACCGUGCCUAGUCUGCCGGAAAUUCAACAGAAGAAGAAGAAGCAGAAGCAGAAGAAGAAGAAGAAGAAGAAGAAGAAGAGCAGUGUUAGUAGUGUGUUUGUAGCAUCCAUCAGAGAGCGUCCUCUGCUGCCUGUGAUGUUAUGGUGAUGUCAUCAUCGGUGAAGCAGCGGUACCGUGACAUUAGUCCUGUGACUCUGCAGGUGGUGGGCGGGGCCAUGAGCUCCAGUCUGUACUGCGGGGAGGUGGAGGGUCUGUCCGGGGGGCUGGUGGAGUCUUUCCUGGUGGAGCUUUAUCGCUGUAAACUCUGUCAGUUCACCUGCGGCCUCAAAGCCACCAUCAGCAGCCACCUGCUGCUCAGGCACCGGCCCCCCACCCUCACAUACCUUGGGGGUGCUGAUGGAGGGGGUGGGGCUGAGGACCGAGAGGAGGCGGGGCUCCAGCGGGGGGUGUCACCCUAUCAGCUGGAUCUGAACGGAGAAUCGAAGCAGAGUGAUGAGGACGAGGAGUUUCUGCUCUACAACAUGCUGGACAACAUGAGCCCGCCCACCUGUGAGAUCAGCAGCGAGGGGGGGCUGCAGGUCGCACACACCUGUGAGGUCAGCACUCUGUUCGAGGAGGAAUCUUCCAUCUUCCCUCUGAAGGGAGGGUCAGGGGAUCUGUCCUGUCCCAUCGCCCCCCCUGCCACCCAGGAGGAGAUGGCGCAGUCCGCUCACCUCAUGACUCUGGGACUGUGUCGCAAAUCAGCUGCCAAAGCUCCUCCUCCUCCUCCUGCCCCUCCCACCUCCUCCCGCCCCAUCCACGCUCCGCUUGAUAACUCCGCCCACCUGUCGCAGCCUAGCAAUGUGAAGCAGAGCGAGACAGACGGCCAACAGACGAAGACUUCCUCCUGUGGCAAACGGAGGCUGUCGUGUCUCCUGUGUCCUCUGACACUGCCGUCCAGGCGGCUCCUGGAUGUUCAUAUCCGGUCUCACCGGAUGGCCAGUGGGUUCAGCUGCAUCCUCUGCAGCUGGACAGUUGACAGCUGGGAGGAGCUGGAGCCUCACUGGAGGAGCCACUGCAGCAGGAGGAGGAGGGAGGAGCAGAGACAGAAGAAGAAGAAGGCGGCGUUGAGGCCGUUCAGUUGUCCCAUCUGUCUGAGGACAUUCAGGAGUGCUGCCUCAGGAAACGCUCACCGACAAACACAUGAUGGCUCCAGUCAGCGUCACCAUGGCAACCAUUCAGACCUGUGGAGGGGCCGGCUGUUUGGACGAGCAGGACAGAAGGCAGCGGAGCAUGCAGACAGUCAGAGCAGCAGAGGUCAGACGGGCUCUCUGCAGAACGUCACACAGAAGAAAAAGAAGAGAACGAGAAGAAGCACAGAAGAAGAGAAGGACGCCACAGACACGGACUUCUGUUGCUCUCUGUGCCACAGGAAGUUCUCCACCAAACUGACACUGAGACGCCACCUGGGAAUCCACAGAGGAGACAAACCGUACACCUGUCCUCACUGCUCCUACUGCAGCCGCCUGAAGGCCUCGCUGCUGCAACACCUGAGGACACACACAGGUGAGAAGCCGUACAGGUGUGCUGAGUGUCCGUAUGCUUCUAUAGAUCGCAGCUCUCUGCUCCGACACAUCAGGACUCACAGUCAGGAGAAACCCUACAGGUGUCAACUCUGUGACUACAGCAGUAUCCAGAAGAAGAGUUUGGACCUUCACGCUCGCCGUCAUCAUACUGGUGAGGCGUUUCCAUGCCAACAGUGUGAUUACUCGAGUCCAGACCGCCAGCUGUUGCUCAGACACAUGCGCAGACACCACGCCCCCUCGCAGCACGCCAGGCUUUGACAGAUGAUUGGACGCUCUGAUUGGACUGUUAGCCAUAUGACGACUUUGUCCCAUUUGAUGAUGUCACCAGACCUGCUGCUGAUGUCACAGACACUCUGAGUUUUUAUUGGUUGUUUUUUUAUUUGCUGGACUUUUUAAAUUAAACUAAAAAAAUCUGGUGAAACAAAAAAACACAAA
This is a messenger RNA of Epinephelus lanceolatus (giant grouper), 2079 nucleotides long. RefSeq lists its product as uncharacterized. Gene Ontology annotation, cellular component: nucleus. NCBI's taxonomy places the organism in Eukaryota, Metazoa, Chordata, Actinopteri, Perciformes, Serranidae. The record is from RefSeq and is a predicted model, not a curated record. Gene Ontology annotation, biological process: positive regulation of transcription by RNA polymerase II.